GCAAGUAUGUCUAUAUUGAGACAUCAAGACCCAGAGUGCGAGGUGGCAUAGCCUUCCUCGUCAGUCCCCAAGUCAGCGGCGCUCAAUGUUUGAAAUUCUCUUACCACAUGUACGGCGCUAACACGGGAUCUCUUAUCGUCUAUCAAAAUAUGGGUUAUCAAAUGGUAGAGCUGUUCAAGAAAUCUGGUAAUAAAGGUAACCAAUGGAAGAAAGCUGAAGUACAAAUAAACAAUGGAAACUAUUAUUCU
Molecule: messenger RNA, 248 nt
Organism: Paramuricea clavata
Lineage: Eukaryota; Metazoa; Cnidaria; Anthozoa; Malacalcyonacea; Plexauridae
Source: the annotation of a GenBank genome assembly